AUGUGGUUCUUACACAUAGUCAGCGACGCUACCCGACGGUUCUGGUUCUUCAUCUUCGAUCGUUUUAUACUCUACCCGUUGAUGAAUCAGCUCUCGCAAACUUUCGGCACCAAAUUCAUGAAUCUUGGUUACUGGCCAACAAAGGAAUCUUAUACAAACAUCUUCACAAAUUCAGAUUUGGAUCGCCCACAUUAUUUCCUGUACGAACGAGCGCUCAAACUGCACAGCCACUACCCCGAUCUAGAAGGACUGCGAAUAGUGGACGUGGGAUGCGGUCAGGGACCAUUACAAAUUUUAGAAUGUGCGGUACCAAAUCCCGACAUAAUUCCCGGUGAUGCGCAUCAUCUACCACACAGAAUAAGAAACACCAUUUCUUUAGCAACAGUAAAGUUACUAAAUGUCGAGUCAUCUCAUCUCUACGCUGACAGCGAGCAAUUUUUUCGCGAGUGCUCAAGAGUACUCCGGAAGGAUGGAUACCUUUGCUGGACCGACUUACUCUAUAGAUCUCAGGUCGCUGAAAUUCGUGAACAGGCCCUUCGUGCAGGACUCUUCGAGGAACACUGGGAGGACAUUACAGACAAUAUUUUGGAAGGAAUAGAACGGACAGCCGCACGUUACGAUAGCCUCCUUAUGAAGGCGCCACCGUUAGUCCGAUUGUUCUCUGCCUCGUUGAGAGCCACAUACUGCGCACCGGGUACUCACACAUAUGCACGGAUUUCAAGGGGAGAAAAAGGAUACUAUGCGGCACUAUGGAGAAAUAACGCAUGA
Molecule: messenger RNA, 768 nt
Organism: Angiostrongylus costaricensis
Lineage: Eukaryota; Metazoa; Nematoda; Chromadorea; Rhabditida; Metastrongylidae
Source: the annotation of a GenBank genome assembly